AUGGCUCGUACAAGGCCCAAAUAUUUUCACGUGACGGCUGUUCCCCGCCUUGGAUGGAUCAUCGCCACGGAUCCACCAGAAGCGCCUUCACGAGUCCGAUUCCAGCAUCGGCAUUGUAUCUUGCGAAAAAUCGUUAUUGAGACUACAUUGCUUGUCCAGUUGAGUGUCGCUGUGGCUUUCCCGCCUAUUGUAUACAAAGAGCACAAAACCGUUAAACUCAACAGCUGCGACCUUUUGACGGAUGAUGAGCAGCGCAUGUCGUACACUAGGAGCAGUUUGUUUCUAUUCGACGAGGAUGUGACUACAGACAACAGGGUGAAUCCUUCAGUUCGCGAGAGGCAAAGUGUCGCGACUGUUGUGGAGUUAACGUUUGCGAUAUGUCUUGUAGCUUGCAAGCCAUUGAUCAUGCUAAUGUUCUUCGUUAGACUACUAACUCUCAAAGAUGCUCAUUAUAGUGCUGAUAAACAGAAAGGAUCACUGGAAAAUUUCAUUCUCGAUAUGGUCAUAGAUAAGCUAUAA
This is a messenger RNA of Angiostrongylus costaricensis, 519 nucleotides long. NCBI's taxonomy places the organism in Eukaryota, Metazoa, Nematoda, Chromadorea, Rhabditida, Metastrongylidae. The record is from the annotation of a GenBank genome assembly.